Messenger RNA from Phragmites australis (common reed), 2853 nucleotides. RefSeq lists its product as uncharacterized. The transcript is spliced from 4 exons. NCBI's taxonomy places the organism in Eukaryota, Viridiplantae, Streptophyta, Magnoliopsida, Poales, Poaceae. The coding region runs from base 938 to 2677 and encodes 579 amino acids. The record is from RefSeq and is a predicted model, not a curated record.
UCCCGGGCCCUCGGUUUCGAAACGUUCAGUGCACCAGGAGAAGUGGAGAACCCGCCGCACGGAGCCGUCCUAUUACUGUACUACUCGUGCUUCGUACCUCGGCCACCUCUCUCUCCAUGCGCGGAUGCUCCACCACCGCUAGCCCACAGGCGCCAAUCAUGCGCGGCACCACCCCGGCCGGACAGCUCACUCGCGCUGCCCCUGGAGCAAAUCGACACAUCCACGCCCGCGUACGCGGUACACGCCCCGCCCCGUCGCGCUGACACCAUACUCGGCCAUCAUCCGUCUCCACCUCCCCGGCCCACUCGUGUGCGCCUGCGGCUGGGAAGCUCCACAGCCUCAUGAUGAUGCCACCGCCCGGCAGCAGCAGAAGCUGAUCGAUCGAGUUCGGAGUCUCGGACAGGCGGACAGGCGCGCCAGGCUCAUCAAUGGGUACGCCACUCAGGGCUCAGCCUCACCCGGGUCACCCCCCUGGCCCCCUCUCCCAUGCCUGUCAGUUCGUUCUUGGCUGCUGCUGCUUCUUCUUCGCUCCCUUUUUCUUUAGUUUAUCUUGCUUUUUCUCUGCGAUCUCGAGGUUCUUGUUCAGUUUGGCUGCCAUUCUUUUGGGGUAGUACUCCACAUUGCCGUACGCAUCCAUAUCUUAGUUGUUGGGUCUUGGAACUGUAUGUUCCUUGGUUUCUGCGAAAGCUAUUCCCUUUUCAUUUUUUUUGUUUGCCAUUUUCAGUUUGCUAAUCGAGCACAUUUACCUGCAGAAUCCCCACUGCAAUUUUUGGUUUCUUUUUUUCGCGCAUUUUCGAGACGAUUCAGCUGCUUUUUUUAGUCGUUCGUUCCUCUGUUCAAAGGUGAGUGAGGGAAGAAUCUUGGAUCCCAAAUCCCAAUAGUCUCCUGUGCUGCUGCUUAAUAAAGGAGACGCGGGCAAGAAUCUUGCGAGGCUGCAAUGCCGCGGCGCGACGCGGAGGAGGGAGCUGCUGGCGACGAGGCUGCUGCUGCAGCGGCGGCGGCUGUGAGGUUGGCCAAGAAGAUCCGGAAGCGCCGCGCGCUGUCGUUGUCCAGCGCAUCGGACCCGACGGCUGCGAGGAGGCUGCGGUCCAGGAGGCCCGCGGUGCUGCUGCCGCUGCGGCGGACUAGUGGGGGCGGCCGUGGCGAGUCGCCGCGCUCGGGCGGGGCCAUGUCCGAGUCGUCCCGGAGCCGGCAUUGCCGUGGCGGCAACCGCCUCGCCGACGGGACGCGACCGUCGGCGUCGGCGAGGAGGCUCGUCGGCACGUUCUGGCAGGUGGACAAGGAUGCGCUGCUUGGAGGGGAUGCGGCGGCCGCGGCGCGCUGUAGCUUGGUUCCGUGGAGCGGCGCGUCGACGGAGGUGUCCAAGAGGUCAAGAAGUAGGAGCAAGAUUUUGGAGGCUGACGGGAAGGGAAGCCGGCGCAAUGGCCAUGCCCGGUGGUUUCCGGCGGAUAUGAUGAGCAACGGCAGCGCAAUGGAGGUAGUUACAUGCUCUCAAGACGAUGUUUCAAGAUGUCCUGAGGAGAAAACGGUCAAUCUACAGGAUUUGCACAAAAGCUUGAUUGCAUCUAAAGAACUGGUCAAAGUACUAGCCCACAUCUGGGGACCUGGAGAGCUGAAUCCGUCAACUGUAUCACUCAUUUCCGCACUGCGUUCUGAGCUUGAUGUUGCUCGUGCUCAUGUGAGAAGGCUUAUCAGAGAACAAAAAUCAGAUGCCAACGAAAUCAAGGGCUUAAAAAAGAAACUUAGAGAAGAAAUGGAAUCUUGGAAGGUCAGACAAAAGGAGAAGGUUGCAAAUGCUCUCCAAUUCAUAGUUUCGGAGCUGGACAGUGAGAAGAAGUCAAGGAAACGAGAAGAGAGGAGAAACAAGAAGCUAGGCAUUGCCUUAGCUAACACUGAGGCCUCAUUACAGACAGCGAUGAAAGAACUCGAAAGGGAGAGGAAAUCUAAAGGAAGAGUGGAGAAGAUCUGCAGCGAGCUCAUCAGAGGCAUCGACGAGGACAAGGCCGAGAUGGAAGCACUGAAGAGAGAAACCGAGAAGGCACAAAAAGAGCUUCAGAAAGAGCGUGAGAUGCUUCAGCUUGCGGAUGAGUGGCGUGAACAAAGAGUUCAGAUGAAGCUGUUGGAAGCACGGCUUCAGUUUGAGGAGAAAAAUGCAGCCGUUAAUCAGCUGCGUGACGAACUCCAAGCAUAUCUGGAUACUAAGAAAGAGCAGGACCCAGUGAAUGAUCCAAUGCAGUUGUCCCAUGCAUCUGAAAAUGGCGCCGCUGCAGCUGGUGCUGUUGCUGGAGAGAUCAGCGAUGACAGCAAAGACAAUGGCUCAGAAGGCAGUGAUAUGCACUUGAUUGAGCUGAACGUCGACGGCAACAGCAAGACCUACACCUGGAGCUACACUCCUUCCUUAAAAGGAAGGCAGAGAAGUGCAUCAAGGCACGGAUUAUUUUCAGAUAGAGGGAUAGAUGGUGCCAAUUCGUGCUGUCUAGGACAAAUCUUUCAGGACAUGGAUGAAGAAUUGGAGGGAGAUUGGGCAGAAGGAUGUAGCAACGGAAUGCUGAACUUUGACCAUGAUGAUGAGAGAUACGAAGCAAUCAAGAAUCUCAGAGAGCAGAUGCUAGCUGGGUCUGGGUUCGUCCUGUCACAAGGUAGAGGAAAUGCUGAAAGGGAGUACUGUGGCUUGUAAGAUAAAUGUAAAUGAAAAAAACUAAGAUAAAAUUAUCGCAAAGUAAUGCGUCGUAUGCAUGCUACUGAUGCUACAUCGAAUUGAUCGAUGAGAUGGAGCAUACAUAGUCAAGGUUCUUCUUUGUGGAUGAGUUUCUUUGUGUAAAUGUUUUGAGGCCUUGAAAGUUGGGUUUACAG